Caenorhabditis briggsae is the source of this 603-nucleotide messenger RNA. Bases 1 to 603 code for a protein of 200 amino acids. Lineage: Eukaryota; Metazoa; Nematoda; Chromadorea; Rhabditida; Rhabditidae. The record is from RefSeq and is a predicted model, not a curated record. The transcript has 3 exons.
AUGGGUGAUAACAACGAAGAAAUUGGAAAGAAUCCGAAGAUAGAUUCGCAGUCAGAAAAAUUCGAAAUUCUUGAAAAACUAAAUUCACAGGAACAAAAGUUCGAUGAAUUCGCAAAAAAGCUACAAUCCAUCGAAGAAUCAGUCUCGAAAAUUCCAAAAUUUGAUGACGACGAGAGAAAGACGAUGAUGAAGUUCGAAAAACAAUUGGAAUCAUUAGAAAAGACAAUGUUGUUGAAUGUGACAUUUACAGAAAAUAAUUCACUAGAACUUAUUUCCGUUCCAGAAUCAAAACAAGAAGGAGCUGAAAUCAGAAAAAAGAUUCGUGUUGAAACAUGUGUUCAAAAAUGUGACAAGUUUAGAAGAAGAUCAGCAAAGUACCAGCGAAGAAGAAGAGCAUUUCAAUCGCAAUCCAAAUUGAACGCCAAGAAAGCAGUCAUUUUGAAAUUGUUGCUUUUUGUGAGCCGGAUGCUCCGGUCGGAGAUGAAUGACGCUCAAACUGUAAGAAAGCCAAGAAUUCAAACGGAAAUGGCGAAGAAACUCAAAGAAAACGUUUUGCCGUUCCUACUUCACAAGCUCUUGUCUUCUCUCAGAAUAUGGGUUUAG